AAAUAAGUAAAGAUGGGUGUGGUGGUGGCAUUACUAUUAUGCUACACUUCUAUUACUAGUGCAUCUACUACCUUGAUGAAAGCAGAGGAGAAACAUGCUUUGCUUCAAACCAACUGGUGGAAUCUUAGUAUUACUCCCUACAAAUUCUCUGACCCUUGUGAUUGGCCAGAGAUAUAUUGCAAUGAGUUUGGAAGCGUUGUUGAGAUGUAUUCACCCCAAAUCACUUCACAGCACCCUCGACUAGUAGAUCUCAACUUGACAGCAUUUUCUUAUUUAGAAGAACUUAAGCUUUCAGGAAUGGGUUUGACAGGCAUGAUACCAGUUCAAAUUGGAGCUCUUCAACAUCUCAGUUAUUUGGACUUGUCUCAUAAUAACCUUAUUGGUAUUAUUCCAAUUCAAAUAGGAGCUCUUCAAAAUCUCUGGCAUUUGGAUUUGUUUCAUAACAAUUUUACUGGUACUAUUCCAAUUCAGUUGGAAGCUUAUCUUCAACGUGUUAAUUAUCUCAACUUGUCUAACAACAAUAUUACAUGGGAGACAGCAGGGAAUCAAAAGCGUGCACUGCUUCAGAGCAAGUGGUGGAAUAUUAGCGAUAGUGGAUCCAACUACCACUAUUGUGAAUGGGACGGCAUAUCCUGUGACAACUUUGAAAAUGUUGUCAAAAUUAAACAACCAAGAAUCCAUUUAGAGCGGCCUCGGCUGACAGAUCUCAACUUCACUGCAUUUCAAGAACUAGAAUAUUUGAUUCUUCGUGGAAUGGGGCUAACAGGUAUUGUUCCAUCUCAAAUAGGAGCUCUUCAAAAUCUCAUCUAUUUGGACUUGUCUCAUAACAACCUUACUGGUAACAUUUCAACUCAGAUAACAGCUCUUCAACAUCUUCGCUAUCUAAACUUGUCUGAUAACAAUAUUAGAAUGGAGACGGUAGAGAAUCAGAAGCGUGCACUACUUCAUAGCAAAUGGUGGAACAUUAGUGAUAGUGGCUCCAACGACCAUUAUUGUGACUGGGAUGGCAUAUUUUGCGAUGUCUUUGGAAGAGUUACUGAAAUUAACCAACCAAGAAUCCGUUCACGCCAACCCCGGCUAACAGACCUCAACUUCAUUGCAUUUCAAGAACUAGAAUAUUUGAAUCUUCAUGGAAUGGGGUUAACAGGUUAUAUCCCUUCUUCAAUUUUCAAUCUGACAAACCUAGAAGAGUUUGAUGUUUCUCAAAAUCAAAUAAUUGGUGGCAUACCAACAGAGUUUGGAAAUUUCCAUUCUCUUACUCGUCUUAAUCUCUCCCGCAAUAAGCUAACUGGAAAGGUUCCUUACCUUAAGAACCGUUUCUAUUUUCACGUUGAUUUGAGUCACAACAAAAUUAAUGGAGAAUUACCAUCAGAAAUAUGCACUUUCCCAUCAAAUUGUAGCAUUGAUUUGAGCUACAAUAAUAUCACUGGUAUUAUACCAAGAGAACUUGGUAUGUAUGCAUGCAUCAACUUAUCAUAUAAUAUUUUGAGUGGAUAUGUUCCAAGAGAAGUCUAUAGCUCUUUUCCUCCAGAUGUUUUCAUUGGCAAUAAAGGAAUACUUGGUUUAGAAAAGAUCCGUGAUUCUUCCAAAGGUCUGAAGAUCAUUAUUCCUUUGUCAAUAUUUAUUUCCAUCAUAUUAUUUGUGGGUUUGGUCUUGAUUGUAUCAUUAAAAAAGAAUAGGAAAUCCAAGAUUGAGUCGAGUGAAACAAAAAAAGGAGAUUUGUUUUCAAUAUGGAAUUUUGAUGGUAAAAUUGCAUAUGAAGAUAUCAUUAAAGCAACAAAGGACUUUGACAUUAGAUAUUGCAUUGGAACUGGUGCCUAUGGAAGUGUUUAUAGGACAAAACUUCCAAGUGGCAAAAUUGUAGCUGUGAAAAAACUUCAUGGAAGAGAAUAUGAAAACCCAACUUUUUCAAAGAGUUUUCACAAUGAAGUGAAAAUGCUAACUGAAAUUCGACAUCGCAGUAUUGUAAAGCUUCAUGGCUUUUGUUUGCAUAAUCAAUGCAUGUUUCUUAUCUAUGAAUACAUGGAAAGAGGAAGCCUUUUGUAUGUUUUGAACCAUGAUGAUGAAGCUAAAGAGUUGGAUUGGAGCAAGAGAGUGAAUGCCAUAAGGAGGAUAGCAAAUGCCUUGUUCUACAUGCAUCAUGAUUGUGCUCCCCCAAUUAUCCAUCGAGACAUAACAAGUAGUAAUAUACUGUUGAACUCAAAGAUGGAGGCUUUUAUAUCUGACUUUGGCACAGCAAGAAUCAUUGAUCCAAAUUCAUCAAACCAAACUCUUUUAGUUGGUACUUAUGGUUAUGUUGCUCCAGAGCUUGCAUACACCUUAGUCGUGUCUGAAAAAUGUGAUGUGUAUAGUUUUGGAGUGGUGACAUUGGAAACAAUCAUUGGUAAACAUCCUGGAGAUUUAAUAUCAUCUAUGUCAAAGGCUGAAAGCAUUUUGUUAAAAGAUGUAGUGGACACACGUCUCCCACUACCAUCAAGACAAGAUGCAAGAGAUGUGAUUCUUUUGGUCACAAUAGCAAUAGCAUGCUUGAAUCCAUCUCCCAAAUCUCGACCAACAAUGCAGCAAGUGACUCAAAGGCUAUUAUUGUCCAAGUUGGAAUCAUUAGCUAUUCCUUUCAAUGAUAUCUCAAUUCAGCAUCUAGUGAAUCAAGAUAUACAAAUAAUCUAGUCUUGUGAAAUGCUAGGGCAUUUGGCUCUCUAUUUGCUUGGUACCUUUGAUUAAACUUUUAAGGACUAGCCUCAAAGUCUAGAAUUGAAGUAUGCCUUAUGUUUAAUUUCUUGUAGCUGAUAUUUCUCUAUAAACCAAAACCUCAACCCUUUUGAGGUUUCGCCAAACCACCCCUCGUGUACAUGUCCACAUUCCCCCCCAACCCCCCAAAAAACUUAUGUGUAGUGUUUUGUGUGUAUAUUUGGUGAUAGG
Messenger RNA from Prosopis cineraria, 2919 nucleotides. Its product is annotated as probable leucine-rich repeat receptor-like protein kinase At1g35710. Gene Ontology annotation, biological process: protein phosphorylation. NCBI's taxonomy places the organism in Eukaryota, Viridiplantae, Streptophyta, Magnoliopsida, Fabales, Fabaceae. Gene Ontology annotation, molecular function: protein binding; protein kinase activity; ATP binding. The record is from RefSeq and is a predicted model, not a curated record.